AUGCGGUUCUCUGCGUUUACCUUCCUCCUCACCCUGGGAGCCUUGACUGGUGUCCUUGCGACGCCUACCAAGGUCUCACAGGGACCCUCGCUCGUAGAGCGCGAUCUUGCCGCGGUCACCAGUGUUGUUGCUGCCAUCGCUGCCAAGGUUGACGCUCUGGAUGGUCAAAUCACCGCUUACACUGGUGGUGACACUGCCGCCAUCGAGUCUGCUUCCGCGGAUGUUGUCAGCACCAUCAACGCUGGCACGAGCACUGUUGAGACCCUACCCAAUCUCACCCAAACGGAGGGCCUGCUCCUGGUCAACCCUAUCUUGGCGCUGACCAACAAGGUUAAGAAGACUAUCAACGACCUUGUUGCGAAGAAGGAUCAGGUCGUUGCAGCCGGUGCCGGUCCCAAAACCCUCGCCCAACUGCGGGAGCAGUAUACGGCUUCGUCAAACCUGGCGGACGCCCUCACUUCCAAGGUGCCAGCAGCGCUCAAGGAUGUGGCUGCUGAAUUAUCCUCGGGAAUUACCAAGGCCAUUCAGACCGGUAUUGAUGCCUAUAAGGAUGCGGGAACUGUGACCACGACCUCGCCGACGACCAGCGCCACACCGACUGAUACCCCCACGACUCCUCCUGCUACUCCGACGGAUACCCCUACGACUCCUCCUGCUACUCCGACGGAUACUACCACGCCUCCUACCACUCCCACUGACACCACCACUGACUGCGAGACGACCACUACACCACCUGCUACUCCUACCGAUACCACUACCGAUUGUGAGACUACAACCACGCCUCCUGCCACUCCCACUGACACCACCACCGACUGCAAGACUACCACCACUCCCCCUGUUACUUCUACCGACACCACCACUGAUUGUGAGACUACUACCACGCCUCCUGCCACUCCCACUGACACCACCACCGACUGCGAGACGACUACUACUUCACCCGCCACCCCCACGGAUACCACCCCUCCCCCGUCUACACCUUCACCAACCGGGACUGGCACGGAGACUGCCACCGACUGUGAGACCACAACCAACGUUCCUCCGCCUCCGGCCACCGUGACCUCCACUGCCACUCACGGCGAGACUCUGACCUCCACGAACUCGGUGACCGUCACAGCGACUGGGACCUCUCCCGAGACACCCCCCGAGACCGCUACCGAGACCGCGCCUUGCCAUGAGUGCGAGUCUCCGACUGGCUCCUCUCCAGUCACUCAGCCAACCGGUGGCAGCACCGUCACUGUCCCCGAGGGUCCUGGCGAAAGCGGCCCAACCACCUUGGCCACAAUCCCUAACCCCUCCCCAUCUGCCCCUGCCCCAGAGCCUACUGGCUCCAACCCCAGUUCGGGUUCCUCUCAGCCUAGCCCCUCCGGCCCUAACUCCUCUGGCAACGAGACCGCUCCCUCCACUCCCCUUGCCACUGGCGCCGCCAGCCUCAACAAGGCUGGCUCUACUCUCGGCAAGGCUAUGGCCAUCGGUGCAGUUGCCCUCCUGCUGUAA
Aspergillus clavatus NRRL 1 is the source of this 1494-nucleotide messenger RNA. Its product is annotated as cell wall mannoprotein 1 family protein. The record is from RefSeq and is a predicted model, not a curated record. NCBI's taxonomy places the organism in Eukaryota, Fungi, Ascomycota, Eurotiomycetes, Eurotiales, Aspergillaceae. The coding region runs from base 1 to 1494 and encodes 497 amino acids. Gene Ontology annotation, cellular component: extracellular region. The transcript has a single exon.